AUGUGGGUGAUGGAAUGGGUACUUCGCAAAGUAUAUGCUUGUCCGAAGGAUGAAAUAUUGUUCGUAUCUUCUGAAGACCAUUCUAAGCCUCUUUCAAAGAAGUGUUCGUGGAUGAACGCGUUGACUCUGUUCAAAAAACCUAUAGGUCCGAGAUACCCAGAUGGUUCAAUAAAUUGGCAAUGUCCCUGUAUGGCGGGAGGCUCGCUUGUCGCACAUAGAUGCGGUCACUACUUUCGUCGACUUUACGUUUGCAUGUCUGAAAACGAGGAGAAAGACGUUACAAUAAAGUGUCCGGAACAGUUCAUAGACUGGGCUUCCUGCAUGCAAAAUAUGAGUGACGAACGACGAAUGCAGAUGAGAGCUCAUUUGCUGGAGAAUGAUGAAAACGAAAAGUCUUAA
Messenger RNA from Necator americanus (New World hookworm), 399 nucleotides. RefSeq lists its product as uncharacterized. The record is from RefSeq and is a predicted model, not a curated record. Gene Ontology annotation, biological process: protein import into mitochondrial intermembrane space. Gene Ontology annotation, molecular function: protein-disulfide reductase activity. NCBI's taxonomy places the organism in Eukaryota, Metazoa, Nematoda, Chromadorea, Rhabditida, Ancylostomatidae. Bases 1 to 399 code for a protein of 132 amino acids. The transcript has 4 exons. Gene Ontology annotation, cellular component: mitochondrial intermembrane space.